AAAAAUAAAAGGGUAUCGGUUUUAUAGGACGGGGGGUAUAAAAAAUCGGAGGGCGGAGAGGAAGCCGAAUAUGAAGACCAGCUGUCCGAGAGAGCGGGAGGGGGAGAAGGGUGAGGAAGAGAAGAAAGAGAGGAGAGAGGAGAAGGGAGAGAAGAAGAGAGGAGGAGAUGGCUCUCGUAGGAAGAUGAAGGGAGGAUAUCCAAUUGCGGAGAGGAGGAGGAGAGAAGAAGAGGAAGAAUAAUUUGUGGUGAUGGCCCAGGUUGGGGAAUUCUUUUUUUGAAGUUGUAGUCGUUCACUAGUCCUAGGCGACUAGUGUUUGCUCUCUGCCGCGGACUCUGAUGGACACGAGA
Messenger RNA from Aspergillus wentii DTO 134E9, 350 nucleotides. RefSeq lists its product as uncharacterized. The record is from RefSeq and is a predicted model, not a curated record. Bases 71 to 241 code for a protein of 56 amino acids. NCBI's taxonomy places the organism in Eukaryota, Fungi, Ascomycota, Eurotiomycetes, Eurotiales, Aspergillaceae. The transcript has a single exon.